UGAAACCAGGAUAGAGCUGUAUGUCAUGUUUUUGUAAAUCAAGCUUUUCAAAGUGGUGGUAAGGUAGCUAUCUAGGAUGUGUACAAAUCCUAGAUUAUUGCCAUUCCUGUUUCUUAUGUACUUCGAGCAUGUAACAGUUCAUUUUUCUGCAUUAAAGUGUAAUAUGCUAUAGAUCAUCUAGCAAUGUCAGAAAACUGAAUAUCCCAAACCUCAGGUUUAGUUAGAUACAAAGGCUUUUUAGUUAAUAUAUCAGAAAGGUACAGCACCGCAGUGGAUUUGAGCCAUUCCUGGGAAUAAGUACACUGUUAAAACAAUUCACUAACACCCAUUUAUAUUAUUAAGAUGGGAAUUGUCCUUAAUGAGGCGAUGUGCUUUUAAAAAGGGAAGAAUUAGAAAAGGUAAGAUGUCCUUAGCUAUUGGAAGUUAGUAGUUAUGGGUUUUGAAACAGAUUUUGCUGAUGCUUCACUGGGAAAUUCAGGGCUUGUAUCAACACCUGUUCAAGCAAAAGUUAAAAAAGGUCUAAAAUAAAACUUUACCUAAUGAAGGAGUUGGAUGCCAGUAGUUUCCAAGUUAGUAUUGUAGUUCUUAAAGGGCAUGUCCUUUGCUUAGAGCAUAAAAUCCAAAACCAAGAUUAGACACUUCACAAAGAGUGGGUAGGGAGAUCAGUCAGGUGGUAGGAAGCACUGGCACAAGGAGCAGUGAGGCUGACCCACAGGAUAACCUGACAUUUGAGUGUUUUAACUCUGAGCCUUCUCUGAGGCUAAGGAGAAAGCUUGUCUGUCUGCAUGUUCUGUGUUCAUGUAGAACUGUGUUUAGAAGAUGAUGAAAAUUUGAUUUGAAAACCCAGGUUGUUUUGUUUGGUUUUUUUUCCUGUGUUUGUGCCCAUAUUGUCUUGCUGUGCUAGCUUUGAGAAAUUUAGGGAGGGCCAGGGUAACUGGAGAUGCCAUAUGAGUCUAAAAUCUUAUGGUUCCCUGUUACUGGGAAUGACCAGAACCUUGUUCACAUAGCUGGGGCUAAGUGAAGGACUUAGCUAGUGUAUACCUUGACAUGAAAAGUCUGCUGUUUAAGUAUCUUAAGAGAAAAUUUAAGUAUCUACUGGUACUUUUAAGAGUUUGAUGUACCCAACUGGCGAGUACUUAGGAAAGUUUGACCCGUUUUCUCAUAGUUAACUAAGUACUUGAGUGUUCCCGUAAGUUCUACUUAAAAUCAAACCUGAAAUUCUACUGAUUUCAGUGGAGAUAAGUGUGACCUUAUAAACGGAGAUUUCAUGUCUUGGUAGUGACAAGUCAGAAAUACUGUAAUUCUUGUGAAAGUUACGUUGUACCCAAGAACUCUAUGUAAUUCUUUUUACCUGGAAGACCAGCUCAGGAUGGAUACCUCUGUACCUUUCACACACACUCCCCACCCUGAAAACAGGUAAGUGCAAAUGUAUGUGUUUCUAAAGCCAGUAUGAAGAUAUGAGUAUUUGGUCAUUCCCUGCUAACCAGGAAUCACUAUAUAUUUAUCAGUCCAAAAUAAUUGCCUUGUAAAUGGUGAAGAUUUGAAAAGUGUUCUAAAUUUGUUCUGUGUGCAGGUAGCUUUCCUGAAGAAUUUACUUGCUCAGUGACUUAGCAAAAGGUUAAAAAACCCCCACAACCAAAGACUUUACACAAGAUAAACAUAGAAUUUGAUGCAGUAAAGCAUCAAAAUACAUAAAGCACUAAUGCUUUAAUUUGCAUUUAAAAAGCUCAGCAAGUACAAAAAUAAUUGAUUUACUGAGAGACAAGUAAAUAUGAUUCUGCUUUCUUGAUAUCUUUUUGUGAUAAGCUUAUAAUAAUCAAGGUUAAGGGAUAUGCUUAAAGAUCAGAUACAAGGUCUCAGAAAAAAAAAAUGUAAUUUUAGCAGAUACAGUGCUGUGUCCUGGUAUAAAUCUGAUUUUCUAAAUUGCCACAAAUUUUUUCACUAUUGGUCAUUUCUAGUUAGGGGCCUGCAUUAAAGCACUACAUUACGUUAUUUUUUUUAAUAAUUCCCUUCUCACAAAACCAACUAGAAUUUUAUUUUCAGAAGGGUAGAAUAUUUCACACAUCCUAAACAGCAACAUGCAGUUUCCUCCUUGAGUCUGAGGAGUCCAAAGUGCUGGGUAGCUGCAUGGGAGAAUCGAGGAGUGGUGUGUGCAAAUACAUGCUCAUACUUUAUGCAAGUAUGAUUCAUUUUGAUUUCCUCUUGGGGCUUGGUUUUGCAUAUUUGCUAGCUGCUGGUCAUUGGAAGUAAGUGGAUUGACAGUGAGAACAGUAUUGUAAUGAUGCAAAGUAAUAAAGCAGUUUUCUAAAUGCAGCAUUUUAAAAAAUACUUGAUGGCAGCAUGCUUGCACAUUGGGUAUGAAAGGAUGUUGCUUCACAUGGAAAAUUGCAAGUGAGCCACUUAAUGACAGUCAGUAGUGCAUAGGAGAUGAAUUAUGAUAUCUGCACUACAGUAUCCCCCAAAUGGAGAGUUGUGUUGUGCUGAUGUGUAUGUUUUAACUAAGUUUAGGGAGAAUAACAGGAGAAAAAAUAACUUAGUAAGUUAAGAAGCCUGUAUAGCUUGGGGAGGGCAUGGGGGGUGGGGUUAAGAGUUAGGUCCAUCAGUCAGUAGCAAUUGAAUAUAUAAUGUGCAAGCCAUUCGCCUUCAAGUGGACAAAUGUCUAUACUGCAUGAACAGUGAGUAAACAACAGCAGCUCGAAACUGGAUGGACUGUGGUACUAUGGUAAAUCCCUGACCUGCUUGGCUUAAAGCCUUCUAAACUUACUUACAGUGGGAGGUAAGACGGUACAAAUGAUUGUUCGAAAUAAUUCUAAAUUGGACCCAUUACCAAGCAAUCUGUGACCAAGAACCAUUUUUGAUUCUCAGUUUCCGCUUUCAAGUUUUGGUUGUUUUGUUUCUUUGGUUUUGUUUUUUGUAAUAAAAUCUAUGUUACUGCAGUGAUGUGCAUUACUGCAUUAAUAGUCCCCUGUUUUCUCCCACUCAAACUGUCCACCUCUGUACAGAGUGUCACACAAUCUGUCAGGUGUAUUUAUGGGGUUUAGUGUUCUCUUCAGCAUCAGGGACAGGACCAGCUGCUGCUGAGGGCAGAGAACUGAAUGAACUUCAAAGCUGCCAUUGCAUCUGACAUGUUUUGCAGUGAAGCCUGACAAAUAGAAAAAUACUACAAAGUGAAGAGAAAAUUCACUUCACAAGAACUGAGCUCUGCUUUCAUUGGCUUCUAAAUUUAUUUAUAUUAGUAGCUGACUAGUGUCAGAUCAUCUCUGUAGUCUACUGUGGUGAAAUUAUUAGGUUAAAGCUGGAAAAGAUGAAACAAUUAAAGAGAAAAAGAAAAAGCAAUUUUAGUGUUCAGGAAACUCAAACUCUCCUUAAGGAAAUCAGAAAAAGGAGAGAAGUACUCUUUUCAAAGCAACUUAAUACAACAAUUAAUGAGAUGAAACGGAAAGCUUGGGAGGAAAUAGCAGAGUGUGUCAAUGCUGUAGGUGAAGGAGAGCAAAGAACAGGGACAGAAGUGAAAAGGCGAUACCUUGACUGGAGAGCACUCAUGAAGAGAAAACGUCUGAAUGCAAACAUCAAAGUAGUAGGUGCUGGGUUUCACCUUCCUUCAUCCAAUUUAGAUGACUCUCUCAAUGAAGACAUGGAUGAGAAAAUGGGAUUUUCAAUUGAAUCUAGUUUUGAAUGGCAAAAUAUCACUGACUUCAGAGAAGCCGGAGGAUCUUUAACAGAAAUCAAAGUAGAAGAGGAAGAGGAGGAUCCGCAGAAUUUCGAAUUUCCUAUUGAGGAAGAAGAAGAAAUAUUGUCAUCAGUUUUGCCAGAUUCGAAAAAGGAAAAUGACCUGCCAGACUUCCCCCACAUUGAAGAGUUUGGAAAUCUAAGCUCUGCUCAAGCUAGGCUAGCCUAUGAAGAUUCUCACUUGCUUAUAAAUCUGGAGAAGCAAAAGCUGGAUCUGGAGAAACAGCGACUAGACAUUGAAGCGGAAAGGCUGCAGGUGGAGAAGGAGCGCCUGCAAAUUGAAAAGGAACGGUUGCGGCACGUUGACUUGGAGCGUGAGAGGCUUCAGAUUGAGAAGGAGCGACUUCAGAUUGAAUGGGAGAAACUCAGGCUUGAGACCCUGCAAUCCGAAAAACCUGCCCUGGAAAAUGACCUCACUCAAACAGAAAAACCCAUCAUGCAGCCUCUGGAUCUAGAAACUGAAAAGUUAAAACUUGAAAAAGAACGUUUGCAGUUAGAGAAAGAGAGGCUGCAGUUUCUAAAGUUCGAGUCAGAGAAGCUGCAGAUUGAGAAGGAACGCUUGCAAGUGGAGAAGGAGCGCCUUCGAAUUCAGAGAGAGGGUCACUUGCAGUGAACUUCUCAACUAAAGUGUCAACAUUAGUGUUUUGAUGUUUCUAAAAUAGAAGUAGUUCUUUUCUUAAUACUGAAACUGUCCUAGAGGCUAAACAUUUUUCUGUUCAGAGUUGAACAUUAUGUUAAACUGAAAAAAAAAUGGUGCUCAAUAUGUCAGUGUGCCAACAUAAGUGAGCUUAUGUGUGAAAUUGCUUUUCAGUGUAUCAGAACUAAGUGUUAUGUUCUUGUCUUCAGUAUUGUGCUGUAUUAGUUUGGUGUCCUCCUCUUACAGACAUGUUGAGAAGAAUCAAGGCUGAACCUUAUGCUGUUUUUCACUGUAGUAACAGUAAGGGAGGAUCAGAAUAAAUCAACAUAUGUUGUGAGGACAUGGUGCUGACAAUUGCCCAUACGGUAACAAAGUAUAAUUUAGGCAGAACACAGUAAUACAGAGUCAUGAUGAGAUUGAUUCAUUAAACUUAGUUUCCCCCUUUUUUUUUUUUUUCUCUCACCCCCACAAUUGGAAAAAGAAUUGAAAAGUUUUACAGAAGUUAAAGUGCAAGUUAAAUUUGUAGCAGUUGUUUUUACUGUUGUUCCAUGGCUUGAACUGAAUGAGAGUGCAGAAAGUAAUACUGUUUCUUUUGCAUUUAGUAUUCAUACUAGAUAAAGUUACACAUCAACCAUAGCUACUGUAAGCUAGACUUUCGGUUGCACCAGAUACUUAAUAAUGCUGUAUGGAAUAUAGCACCUGCAUUAAUAUAGCACAGGGAUUUGCUGUCUGGUGAGUCUGUGAUGAUCCCCUGAAGGAAAUUUCUAGAUGUGGUUUGUUCAUUGAAAGACAGUAGCUGGUGAUGGGAGUUUCAGGAGUAGAGACACAGAGGCUAAGCGGAGACUAAGGAGCACUGAGCUUGAACACGAACAUGCUUGUUGCUGGUUCUGCCUGGCCAGCACUGGGGUCAUGUCUGCAAGGCAGCCAGAAGAGGCUUCUAUGACUGACACCAUAUAGUAUAUUUUAACUAGAUGAACAGAAAUAGUCCAUGCUGAAGGCUGUUGAUAUUUUUCAUAAGCAAUGUAUUCAUUUAACAAAACAAAACAAAAAAAAAAAACAAGGAAGAAACCAAGGAAGGAAGCUUUCAUUAUUUUGUAUAUGUUUAAAUCCCAACUGAGCCCCAUUUCACAUUUCUCAUCUUUCUGCAAGUAGCUAUCUUUUGCUGACUCCAUUUGAAACUUAGGACUGUGAGAAUAUAUGUUGAGUGACUUCCGUGAAUUCUUGUGCAAGUAAAUAUAUUUAUACCACUACAGGUUUACUUUUAUUCUGCAAAGAAAGUGUUAUUUUUUUAUUACUGAAACAAGUGUGCUUCUACAGUGGAAAUAAAUUUGACUACUACACU
This is a messenger RNA of Empidonax traillii (willow flycatcher), 5708 nucleotides long. It is a transcript of the gene MSANTD4, whose product is annotated as Myb/SANT DNA binding domain containing 4 with coiled-coils. The transcript has 3 exons. NCBI's taxonomy places the organism in Eukaryota, Metazoa, Chordata, Aves, Passeriformes, Tyrannidae. Bases 3305 to 4342 code for a protein of 345 amino acids. The record is from RefSeq and is a predicted model, not a curated record.